CUCAAUUUAAAGCUCCAUCCCCCCAGUCACUGUUGACGGUAGCCUAAGAUCUUGUAGAUAGAUGCAACAGAACCGUGCAGCCCAACCCACAGUCUGACAGUCCCAGACGUUCCACUCCUUACUCCUUCUACCAAACAACCAUUCGUCACUCAUUUACACAACCAUCAACCAACCACCCACCCGCCCCCCCAUCUACAAGGACAAAACCCGCAGAAUAAUCCAAAAUGCAACUCUCCGCCCUCCUCCUCGCAACCGUCACCCUCCUCGCCUCCACCGUCUCGGCCCAGACCCGUCCCCACGGCAUCGACGUCGGCAACGAGGCCUGCGUGGGCUCCUGUGUCCGCGACCCCAAGUUGUUGACUUGUCCCAAGACCAAGUACCAACCCGAUCAAGGAUGCUAUGUAUGCUGCUGGGCGGAUGAUGACGCCGAUGCGUGGGCCGAUCACGUUCACGAUGACUUUGGGGAUUUUUGAUUCAGAUCGAAAGGGAUUGAGUUGGCUGGGGGUUGAUUCCGCCGAGCCUUUAGGGGCUCAGUUCAGUUCGACUGGUGUGGCUUUGCUGUGAUGUGAUGUGAGGUGAAACACGCCCGCGUCGGGUGGUGCCUUGGCUUGCUUUUCUGGGGUAUACGUUUACAGGCGCGAGAGCGAGUUGUAUGAUGGACUGUACUGUAUGUACGAACGGACUUGGUACUUGCGAGUCGGGUUUAUACUAUGAAGGUUGAUAUCCUCAAGCGGGAAGUUCUAUAUAAGGUCUAGUAGUCCGGUGUAAUGGAAUCUAUAAUCC
Aspergillus aculeatus ATCC 16872 is the source of this 783-nucleotide messenger RNA. RefSeq lists its product as uncharacterized. The transcript is spliced from 2 exons. The record is from RefSeq and is a predicted model, not a curated record. Bases 225 to 473 code for a protein of 82 amino acids. NCBI's taxonomy places the organism in Eukaryota, Fungi, Ascomycota, Eurotiomycetes, Eurotiales, Aspergillaceae.